Molecule: messenger RNA, 507 nt
Organism: Rotaria socialis
Lineage: Eukaryota; Metazoa; Rotifera; Eurotatoria; Philodinida; Philodinidae
Source: the annotation of a GenBank genome assembly
AUGAUUGAUCCACCGGGAAUUUUUAUAUUUAAUAAUGAAAAUUAUUGUGUUCUUUUUCCAUUUAUUCAUGGUAUCAAAUGUUUAGAUACACCUGAAACACCAGUUCGUCAAUUAUGGCAAACAUCAGAAAUUGCCCGAUUUCUUGGUCGAAUGCAUUCAAAUAUUGAAACGGAAAAAUUCAAAGUUAUUUCAUCAAUAAUAUGUCUAAUAACGGAUCAGUAUACGAAAUCAAUCCCUUUAAUUAGUGAUGAAGAUGAGCAAGAUAUUUUCGAAAAAAAUCUGGUAAAAAACUUGCCAAUCGGUUAUAUUCAUGCUGAUAUUCAUGAUGAUAAUGUUCUUCUUUCUCCUACUGAAAAGAAAAUUGCUGCUGUACUCGAUUUUGAUGAUAUGUAUGUUGACCCAUUAUUGAUUGAUUUAGCUUUAGCAUUAUGUUUAUGGUGUGGUAUUGCAGAGGUGGGCAACUCAGAAAUUUUUGACCACAAGUCAACUCAAGUCAUUGGGUAUUGA